GCAAUUCAAAGCCAACGUGGCAUUGAACACUUGGGGCUUUACCUCAUUCAAGCAAUUACCGCGCCAAUGGCCGAACCCACAAAGUCCCGCGUCGCGGCGACGCAGCACGAGGACCAGAACCAGCUCAUCAAGCAAGGUGCCGAAGCCCGUGUCUUCCGUGGCAGCUUGUGCGGCAAGAGCUGCAUCAUCAAAGAACGCUUCCGCAAAGAGUAUCGCCACCCAACUCUUGAUAGCAAGCUCACACAGAAACGUACGGUCCAGGAGGGCCGGGCCCUCGCCAAGUGUCGGACCCUUGGCAUUUCCGUGCCAGCCUUGUACUACGUCGACAUCACCACCAGCCGCCUCUACAUAGAAGACGUUGAUGGAGAGACCGCCCGCGAUUAUCUUUAUCAGCUGGAUGAGGCAGCGCCAGCCCGAAUGGAACUCGCCGAGCAGAUUGGUCGUGCCGUCGGUCGCCUCCACGCCAACGACCUAAUCCACGGUGAUCUCACCACCAGCAACAUGAUCCGCCGCCCCAAUGCACAACUCGUCAUGAUCGACUUUGGCCUCUCCUCCAUCACUAAGAUGGAAGAAGACAAGGCCGUCGAUCUUUACGUCCUAGAGCGUGCUCUUGACAGCACCCACCCCAACUCGGCGCCCUUGUUUGCCCGUAUCCUGCAAGCCUACCGUCAGAAUGCCGGCAAACAAGCGAAACUAGUUCUCAAACGCCUCGAAGACGGGCUUCGUGAUGGAAAGUGCGAAGAUCGACACGACCGGGGCGCGCGGGCAAGCAAGACGCUGAUCGCCAACGCGUACGUGGUCGCCUCGGUGAGCAUCAACCUCUGGAGCCAGCUGGCAGGCCGCAAAAACGGCAGCAUGACCGAGCCCGUCCCUUCGAUUCACUCAAAUGACCUGCCCCCGUACAUCGCCAUUGUGUCCAACACGCCGCUUCAGCCUUGCCACGAUGCUCUCCUGCGUGGCGCUCAGGGUAUCCUGGCUCUUGAUGGCGGGGCCAAUCGGCUGCACCAGCACGACCCACAGCUCAAGCUAACGGCUAUCAUAGGAGACUUUGACUCCGUCCUGCCCGCCACUCUCGACCACUACAAGCGGCAGGACCCACCCGCGGCCAUCCUCCAUCUGCAGGAUCAGGACUCGACCGACCUUCAAAAGGCCCUCAACUUCCUCCAGGACACUGAUCGCUGGUCCACCGUGGCCCAAGUAGACGGCCUGCAUCGGGCAGCACCGGCUACGCCAGCAGCGCGGUGGACCGUGGUCGUGUGCGGUGGUUUGCGUGGCCGCCUCGAUCACGUGCUCCAGUCGCUCAACUCGGGGCUUAUGUACGUAAACACGCACCGCAUCGUGUUUCGUGACCAAGACUGUUUGGCCGAGGUCUUGCCGCCCGGAGACCACCACUUGGGAUUGGUGCGUGCCGUCGAAGGCCCCCACUGUGGCCUCUUGCCCUUGGCGGGCUCGGCGCGCGCCGUCACCCACGGUCUGCAGUGGAAUCUGAGCGACUGUGACGAAUUGGAGAUGCGCUGGGGUGGCCUCCUAUCCACCAGCAACCGCGCUACCGGCACACACGUGCGCGUCACGUCCUCCUCGGCCCUCCUUUGGACCAUCGAAUGCACCUAG
Molecule: messenger RNA, 1611 nt
Organism: Monosiga brevicollis MX1
Lineage: Eukaryota; Choanoflagellata; Craspedida; Salpingoecidae
Exons: 10
Coding region: 67-1611 (514 amino acids)
Biological process (GO): protein phosphorylation; thiamine diphosphate biosynthetic process; thiamine metabolic process
Cellular component (GO): nucleus; cytosol; EKC/KEOPS complex
Molecular function (GO): protein serine/threonine kinase activity; thiamine binding; ATP binding
Source: RefSeq, a predicted model, not a curated record